Molecule: messenger RNA, 5527 nt
Organism: Xiphias gladius (swordfish)
Lineage: Eukaryota; Metazoa; Chordata; Actinopteri; Istiophoriformes; Xiphiidae
Gene: ppp1r13l
Product: protein phosphatase 1, regulatory subunit 13 like
Exons: 13
Coding region: 1626-4136 (836 amino acids)
Biological process (GO): regulation of transcription by RNA polymerase II; positive regulation of cell differentiation
Molecular function (GO): transcription factor binding
Source: RefSeq, a predicted model, not a curated record
AGUUAGAUGUGUAAUCCUGAAUUGCUGGUGAACAACAUAAAAGGAAUGGGGACAGGAGGAGGGACUGCUUGUAGUCUUGGUGGGACACACCCUGGCAUUCUGCAAAGCUAAUGAUUAUUGUCUUUAAUCCUGAAAUCUCUCUGCUGCUUCCCACAGGAUCUCUCUACUUUUCUGAGUGCCCGUUGACAAAGCUUCUGAGUUUUUAAAGUACUCCUCCAUGUUUUCAUCUUCGGGCUCUCGUCUCGACUUUACCACUCGAGAGAGCUAAUUGUAGCAUGUAAAAAUGGUGGAACCAGCUGACAUUGUGAUCUAAGCACUGGAAAGGAACUGGAAAGAAAAUCAUGAGGUUUUCCCAGAAACUUAACUUGAGAAAGCAACAUAAGUGCAGCAGGUCAGCGAGCACCACUGCAGUGACCACAAACUGUCGGUCCACCUUAAAUUUAAAAAUGAUUCAGGUCUCUGUUCUUCAUUGCUUAAAGACGAAGGCCCAGAAUAAGGUUAUGUGCUUUUAUCUUUAUAUUCUUUAAUGUGUGUACCCUUUAAGAUGUGACAUUGGCCUCAUUUGAUAGACUGUGUGAUAUCUGCUUGUACGUUGGCCAAUCAAAAAACGAUUCACGAUAUGCGUCUCUAUAUGAUUCUCCUCUCGAAACCGGGACUUUACUAAAAAACUAGUUUACCUUAGUUUAUUUGCACAGCAGUAAAACAGGCUGAUAGGAAAAGCAAAAGGAAGACGAGGUGAAAAUGAACGGCACAAAUGAUAAAAGAUAAAAAUAAGGAGAUUAUAAAAAAAAUUAAAAAAAAGUCUGUCACUUCAAAACCACCAAAUAACAACAAGAAAAAUUGAAAAGACCCAAGCCAAGCCAGAAUGUAGGAAUGUAAUACAGCAGAACAUAAUAUGGUGGAAACUGAUAGAAAAAGAAGUAUAAAGUCAUAAGGGAAGUGAGGUAACACCCUUGAUCCAUGCAUAAACCUGUGAAUGUACCGGUUAAAAUCCUUUAUAAGUUGAUAAUAACAACUCUGUUAGCUACGGAUGUUUUUAAUUACAUGCUGUUACAACUGUGUUCUUAUUAAGUACUUAAUGUUUACUUUCAGCACUUUUGUAUAUGUUAAGACACAUUAACACAGCGGGAUGUUUUUGUAAAGAGAAAUAUAACCCUCAUAAACAAAAUACAAAAGUGUUCACGAGUUAACUCUAGAUAUAAAUUCGAAUGAAUUAUAGUUUUGCUGGUGAAGUCCCGGCGUGCCAGUAAAAACACAGCAACCAGCACGGUAAAAGUUGUCGCAGAGAGCGCCAUACGGCACGCAGAAGAGUUGAAGAGUUGAACAGGGAGCAGAGGGGUGGGGUGAAUGAAUCGCUGCGCAGGAAGCGGGGAGUUCACUGUUCGAGGGAACGACCUGACCUUUGUGAGUCAGUGAGGGUGUAAUCUCUUUCUGUGUGAGCUGCUCUUGACGGAGAUAAGCGUCCCGGGCUGUGUGCGAGGUGAAUGCCCCACCGGGAGGAGUCUGUCACCAGGCCCGGCUGAAACACCACAGGUCCCUGCCACAGUACGGCAUGGCAGGACAGUGCGGAGAAACACUGCUUAUCUGACUGUGCUGUACGCUUCAAUUUGAGGACCUUAUAUAACAUGUUUUCCUCUUGCCCUGGCCAAUGUUCAGCCGGUGUUGGGGGGGUUUAUCCUGUGAAUGUGAAGGACGUGUCAGAUGUAGGUGGAGGAGCAGAACGCUGCUACCUCGCAGCCAUGAGUUCACAGGCGAGCUCUGGCCGCAGCAUGCUGUUCCAGACCAUAAAUGACGACCUAAAUGCGUCGCUGGCUACAGCGGACGAGUUAUCCAGAGAGUUUAACUCCAUGCUGAAGGAGGCCUCCUCCAGCAACAACAAUACACAGGCGGGGCCUCAGUCCAGGACUACAGUCACCAGAGAGAAGCCUCCGUCCACUGAGCCGUCCACCGCCUCCAUCACUACAAGGGAGUCAAGCGGCAGCAGCAAUGGUAGCUCCAGCUCUAUGCCUUUCUCCCCGAGCUCGACAUCUUUCCCUCCCGUGGACUUCGUCAUCUCCAGCAAUAAAAAUGCACCAUCCUCCCCUGUCUUCACCACCAGCCCACUCUCAUCCCCCAAGAUCCACAGGGGGGCCCACUCUACACAUCCUGAAGCUAGGUCACCUCACACCCCAAGGCGUUACUCCCCCUCUCAAUACGACAGGAGCCCGCAGGGUUCAAUCGGUUACAUAGAUAGGAGCCCUUCUCCGAGCCCCAAAGCUGUUCCUUUUGACCAGUCACCUCGCUCUGCUUCACUCCACUCCUCCUCCAACCUGCUGAGCCCUUACGACAGCAGCCAGAUGGGCCGGAGGUCGCCUCGGCCGGACAGAAGCCCCUCUCCUUUGUCUUUCAAUCAUCCGGCUUCCAACACGCUCCCUCGAAAUUUCGGUUUCAGGCAACAUGAUGAGGGUGCGCAGCACCAAAAGAGUCCUGGCAAGUGGAACGAGACAGAUCUCGACAUGUCCUACGAGAGAAAACCUCACCACACCUAUGACAAGACAGAGUGGCUGCGGCAAUCUGUGCCAAAUAGCAGCUGGAGAGAAUCCAACCUCGAUGGCCCCUCUCCAGCCAUAAGCCCCAAAAAGCUUCCUCACUCUCAGUCUCUCCAGUUUUCCCAUGGUUCUCUUCCCCGUAACACACGUAUAUCAGUACCUCCAGAUGUUUCAUCCCCGGCCCACUCCCCUUACUACCCUCAGCCCAUCAUCUCCCGCAUUUCUAUUCCCCCAACUUCUUCUCAGUCCCGUCAGCGCAGACCCAUCCCUCUCUCCGUCAUCAUGCGUCUCCAAAACCCCCAUUGGGGAGCAAUGUCAACCCACCACCCCAGAGUCCUGGGAGGAGAAGGGGACAUGGCGCCCCACCAACCGGCUGGACCCGUCCCGAGGGAAUUCAUCCACCAACCUGUGCUCCAGCCUCAGCAACAGCCGCCUGAGCUGAGACAGCCAACCAUAUAUAGCGAUGUGCUGAACCCAGGGGAUAUAGAAGCGGAGUUAGAGCGGCUGGACUAUAUUCAUCACAUUCCCGUGAUUUCGGAUAAUCCCAGCAUGCCAGAGGGUGGUAGAGAGAUAGAGCAGGGCGUGCGGGCUCCUCCUCGGCCCCUGAGCCCCACCAGGUUGCAGCCAGUGGUGGCCCCUGAGGCCCAGAGCCAGGAAAUCCCUGACCUGGAGGAGCUGCUCCGUAUCCGGGCAGAAAUCCCCCGGGCACUGAAGAGACGGGGCUCUGUGGACCAGUCACGGCCCAUGAGGAGGGCCUCACAUUACCAGCCAAACCAGUACAAAAAUCUCAUUGACAAGCUUUUUCGCAAAAAGGACCACCGCCAGAAGGGGGAGCAAGGUAGCGAGACUAGCAGCUCUUCAGACGGAGAGGACAGCGCUACACCUCCCGCCCCUGUACCUGCACCUCAGACAUCCACACUGAUUCCCCAUGACUUCAGAAGCUACCAUUCCAUUCUGCGGCGGUCCAAUCGGGAGCGCAGAGGUUCUGGGCAACGAGCUCGGCUCAGCCCGCUGGUCCUGCUGCUGGACGGAGCGUUGGUCGGGGAACUGGAGACGGUGCAGAGAGCGGUGCAGGAGAUGAACGACCCUAGCCAACCGAAUGAUGAGGGCAUCACUGCCCUUCACAAUGCAAUCUGCGGGGGCCAUUACAAUGUGGUGGACUUCCUUGUUCGCAUUGGAGCCAAUGUCAGCGCACCAGACAGCCACGGCUGGACUCCACUGCAUUGCGCAGCCUCUUGUAACGACCGUCCUCUGUGUGAGUUUUUGGUGAGGAAUGGAGCUGCUGUCAUGGCCGUGACGGAGAGCGACGGUGCGACCGCCUCCCAGAAGUGUGAUCCUUACGCCGUUGGGUUUGAGGGGUGUGAGAGCUUCCUAAAAGGUGUGGAGGAGGCCAUGGGGGUGGAGAACAGCGGGGUGCUGUACGCCCUGUGGAGCUAUCCGGCUCAGGCAGCCGAUGAGCUGAGCUUCAAAGAGGGAGACAUGGUCACUAUCCUGCAGAAACCCGAAGGGUCCGGCUGGUGGUGGGCCUCGCUCUGCGGGAGGGAGGGAUUAGUCCCAAACAACUACUUUGGGCUUUUCCCGAAGGUGCGACCGAAAUCUCUCUGCUGAGUGGUCUCUUUAUCAUCAACCCUGGUCAAACUAGUGCAGAGAUUCUGUCCCGGAAACCUCGUGUCGCGGCUUCACACUGUUGUUUCAAAGGAUUAUGUCUGUGUUAUUAUGAAAAGCUUGUCCUGCUGCAGGGCAUGAGAAACGUUUUUGAUCUGUCAUUCAUGGAGAGUUGUAGGAGAAGUCUCUGUAUUCAUUUUUGCCUUACUGACGAGCAUAAAUCUUUACAGGUGACGUAGUUUGUAGUAAAGCUACAAUGCUGUACUGUGCUGUGCCUUCCUGUUGGGGUAUUUCUGUCUCUCCGAAGGUUACAAAAGAGCCAGAUUAAUGCUGUUCCUGUCAGUCGUGGACAUUUCUGACUCAUCAGCUAAUAAUACCAAUAAUCAUGAACGGGGCGGCUGCUGGUGUUCAGUCCACUCCUCAGCGAGGUCAGUGUAGCUGUAUGCCAUCAACGAAGGUGACCCGCGAUUGCUCAGCAGCGAAAAGGGCGGCUUCAAUCAGAGCAAAAUCCGCCUCUGCUCAUUACUGGAACAGAGAGGCAUUGUUCGCUCCCUGUGAGAGAGCGAGUGUUGGGAAGUUGACGCGAUAUUUCGAAAAGCCUCUUUGUACACGUCGCUGUUUUUGCAAACAGAUUCUUAGGUGUCGGUGUUGGUCUCCAUGGUCAACUUUUUCUGACCACAGUGGCAGAUUGACCGUGAUAACAACCACAUCCCACUUUAACCACUUUACUAGCCAAAUACGUUACGUUUCAAGAGUGAUGUUUUCCUACUAAUGUGGCUGUAGACCUUACAUUGUAUUUUUCAAUCAGCCUCACUAAGAUUUCGCCAGCAUUGGGCUCGUUUCUACUUGGCUGUAGUCCUUUAUACACGCUGUUGGUCCUCUGUUAUAUUUUUAUGCUUCCUAUGUAAAUGAAUCUCGUGUGAAAGAGAAUGUGUGUGUGUGUGUGUGUGUGUGUGUUUUCGAUGACAAUGAAACCCAGUCAUUUAGCGGAUGUGUUUCUAUUCGCAGUGGUAGAAUGAGUAUUUGAUUAUGCGUUUGUUUUCGGAUUUUUUCUGCAACUCUCAUUGCUAGGGACUGCUGUGCACUUAACCUGUAAGCCCUCACAAGGGGCACGCAGUGACAAAAUCUUUAAAUAAAUCAAUAAAUAAAUCAGUUGAAUGUUUUUGGGUUCCAUUGACAAUGUCUGUCAUGCGUUUGUGGCUUAAAAUACGACUGUGAAAUGUCCUUUACUGACCAGCAGAUGACACUGUAUAAUCAAGAAUAAAUUCAGCACCAACAUAGAAUUUACAUUUUACAAUGCUACCAGCUAAUGUAAACUAAUAUACAGUAUUACACCAUUUAUCAAGGCUGCUCUGUGAAGUAUCAUUUCUCUGUGUUGUGCUUUGUAUUAAAUC